Molecule: messenger RNA, 5261 nt
Organism: Camelus dromedarius (Arabian camel)
Lineage: Eukaryota; Metazoa; Chordata; Mammalia; Artiodactyla; Camelidae
Gene: BAIAP3
Product: BAI1 associated protein 3
Exons: 34
Coding region: 648-4109 (1153 amino acids)
Biological process (GO): positive regulation of neurotransmitter secretion; regulation of dense core granule exocytosis
Cellular component (GO): plasma membrane; secretory vesicle; late endosome membrane
Molecular function (GO): SNARE binding
Source: RefSeq, a predicted model, not a curated record
CUCAGGAAGGCAUAGGCCCAAGCUACUGAGCCCCCAUCUUUUGGGGAGGCUCUUAGGGACAGGCACUGGCAGGUGUGAGGGGAGACCCUGGAGCACUGUCCCCGUAAGGGCCGAGCCACCUGCCCUCCCUGUCCCCAGCUCUUGGGUCUGGCCAGAUGAGGCCCUCUGAGCCCACUGUCCUCCGAGCUCCACAGGUCUGGGGUUGGAGGAACAGGGAGCAGGAUGAGAUGUUGCCUGCGCCUGGUGACCAGGGACAGCCAUUCUGGAUGCAGACCUGAUUUGCUCAAGAAGUCUAUUUAGGACCCCUGAGGUGCCAGGUGUGCCAGGGCCCCAGCUCUCCCAGUGGAGAGUAAGAUUCUAAGGAAGAGACAGAGAGAAGUCAAAUGGAGACUUGCACGAACACAGGUGGGUUUCUUGAGCAGCGGGCAAGCUGGCCUGGGCACACAGGGCAGGGGCGGGUCUGACUUGGCUUUCCCACUUCUAAGUGCCUGUGAGAUCGGGGUGAGUACAGCUGGAUCUGGCUGGGUCCCCAUUUCCUCUUUUGUCAAAUGAAAAUGACAGUGCCUCCUGCUCCGGCUGACACAGACGAGUGAGCAUCCACAAGGAGAGGGCCCAGACGCAAGCGGGAAGGCCCCAGGCUGCCCACCAUGUCCACUUUGCUGGAGAUCAAGAGCAGCGUGCUCAGGCAGGUGCAGGUGUGCCCUUCCUUCCGCCGGAGGACUGAGGAGGAGCCGGGGAGCACCAGUGUCGAAGCGCAGGAGCCCGCCGCCACCGGGGCCUGGAAACCCGGAGAUGGCGUGGAGUUCUUCACCCAGAUGCGCCUCAUCCUCAAGAAGGGGGAAGGCAGACAGGGCCUGCCAUGCCCCGAGGUCCUCUUGCGCAGCAGCUCACCAGCCCCCACAGAGCCCGUGGACCCCAGCCGUGGCCUGAGAGCCCUGACCCAAGAGGAGGUGGAGAUGCUCUACGAGGAAGCCUUGUACACAGUCCUUUACCGCGCAGGGACCAUGGGCCCUGACCAGGUGUACGACCAGGAGGCCCUACUGGGCUACCUUCAGCAGGUGUUUGGCACCAGCCCUGAGGAGCAUGUAGAGGCCAUGGAACGUGUGAAGAAGGCCAAGGCCCCUACAUAUGCCCUGAAAGUCUCCGUCAUGCGUGCCAAGAAUCUGCUGGCCAAAGACCCCAAUGGCUUCAGUGACCCGUACUGCAUGCUGGGCAUCCUGCCGGCCUCGGGUGCGCCGCGGGAGCCGGGCCCACAAAAGGAGCAGCGCUUCAGCUUCCGCAAAGGCAGCAAGCGUGGUGGCCCACUGCCGGCCAAGUGCAUCCAGGUCACUGAGGUCAAGAGCAGCACCCUGAACCCUGUGUGGAACGAGCACUUCCUCUUUGAGAUCGAGGAUGUCAGCACAGACCAGCUGCACCUGGACAUCUGGGAUCAUGAUGAUGACGUGUCCCUGGUAGAAGCCUGCAGGAAGUUGAAUGAAGUCAUCGGUCUGAAGGGCAUGGGCAGGUAUUUCAAACAGAUUGUCAAGUCCGCCCGUGCAAAUGGGACAGCAGGGCCCACGGAGGACCACACCGAUGACUUCCUGGGGUGUCUCAACAUCCCCGUCCGAGAAGUGCCGGUGGCUGGUGAAGACCGCUGGUUCAAGUUGGAACCGCGUUCCAGCGCCUCCCGCGUGCAAGGAGACUGCCAGCUGGUCCUCAAGCUGAUCACCACACAGAGGGACACGAGCAUGAGCCAGCACGGGCGGUCGGGCUUCCAGUCCUACCUGCUGUUGCUCAGCCGUCUGCUACAGUUCGAGCACCGAGCCGAGGAGCCCAACUCGAGCAGCUGGCGCGGUGAGCUUAGCGGGCCUGCUGCCACCGUGCUCUGCCUGCACGGCGCUCAGAGCAACCUGUCGGCGCUGCAGCUCGCGGUGCUGCAUUGGCAGGUUAGCAGCCGCCACCAUCAGACCUGCACCCUGGACUACGGCUACCUGCUGGGGCUGCUGGAGGACAUGCAGGCGCACUGGGAGGAGGCGGCCUCGCUGCCGCAGGAGCAGGAGGAGAGCCUGGCGGACAGCUUCUCUGCCUUCUCUGAGUUUGGGCUUCAACUGCUGCGCCAGAUCCGAGACUACUUUCCUGCCACCAACAGCACAGCCGUCUACCGCCUGGAGCUGCUGUUGAAGUGUCUCAGCAAGCUGCAGCUCUUCCAACCUUCCUUUGAGAUCUGCCCCUUUGAGACGGAGCUGAACAUGGAUGUUGCUGCUGCCCUGAAGAGAGGCAAUCGCGACUGGUACGACAGGCUCCUGAAUGCACAGAGCCCUCGUGAGCAGCCAGGGCCACAGCGCCUUGCUGGGCUGGUCAAGUUGGCUGACGCUGUCUACGAAGACCUGCAGUCCUGUUACGGCAUCUACGCCAGCCUCUUCCACAGCAUCAUCAAGGUCGACUUCUUCACCCUCACCUUCCGGCAGCUGGAGCGGCUGGUGGCUGAAGAAGCAUGGGUGCUGACGGAGGAGCUGAGCCCCAAGAUGACCCUUGAGGUGGCCUCAGGGCUCUUUGAGCUCUACCUGACCCUGGCAGACAUCCAGCGCUUUUGGAAUAGCAUCCCGGGCCGAGACAGCCGCUCCCUCGCCCUGGCUGGCAUCCACGCCCCAUUCCUGCCCGCUGUGAAGCUUUGGCUUCAGGUGCUGCGGGACCAGGCCAAGUGGAGGCUUCAGGGAGCUGUGGACGUGGACACUCUGGAGCCCACGGAUGCCUCCUCUAAGCACAGCAGCUCCGCGGCCACUGCGAGCCUCUGCUUCAGCCACAUCCAGGAGCUGUGGGCCCACCUGGCAUGGCCUGACCCUGUCCAGGCCCAGGGGUUGGGUACCCAGCUCAGCCAGGACCUGUGUGAAGCCGCCCUCUUCUACACAGACCUGCUGCGGAAGAAGGUGGACACUCAGCCUGGGGCUGCAGGCGAGGCAGUGAGCGAGGCGCUCUGUGUGGUCCUCAAUGACGUGGAGCUCUUGCGCAAGGCUGCGGGCCAGGCGCUGCGAGGACUGACCUGGUCGGAGGGGGCUGCUGGGCUUGAGGGAGCGCUCCCACGCCCCCUGCUCAGCUGCACGCAGGCCCUGGAUGAGGACCUGCAGCGGGAGGCCCGCACCGUGACGGCACACCUGACCUCCAAGAUGGUGGGUGACAUCAGGAAGUACGUGCAGCACAUCAGCCUCUCACCUGACUCCAUCCAGAAUGACGAGGCUGUGGCCCCACUCCUGAAGUACCUGGAUGAGAAGCUGGCUCUGCUGAAUGCCUCGCUGGUGAAGGAGAACCUGAACAGGGUGCUGGAGGCCCUCUGGGAGCUGCUCCUCCAGGCCAUUCUGCAGGCCCUGGGGGCAAACCGUGAUGUGUCUGCUGACUUCUAUGGGCGAUUCCACUUCACACUAGAGGCCCUGGUCAACUUUUUCCACGCUGAGGGCCAGGGUCUGCCCUUGGAAAGCCUGAGAGACGGAAGCUACAAGAGGCUGGAGGAGGAGCUGCGCCUGCACCAGUGCUCCACGCGGGAGUGCAUCGAGCAGUACUACUUGGACAAGCUCAAACAGAGAUCUCUGGAGCAGAACCGGUUUGGGCGCCUCAGCGUCCGCUGCCACUAUGAGGCAGCCGAGCAGCGGCUGGCGGUGGAGGUGCUGCACGCGGCUGACCUGCUCCCCCUGGACGCCAAUGGCCUGAGUGACCCCUUCGUCAUCGUGGAGCUGGGCCCACCGCACCUCUUCCCACUGGUCCGCAGCCAGAGGACCCAAGUCAAGAGCCGGACGCUGCACCCCGUGUACGACGAGCUCUUCUACUUCUCCGUGCCAGCGGAGGCGUGCCGCCGCCGUGGCGCCUGUGUGCUAUUCACCGUCAUGGACCACGACUGGCUGUCCACCAACGACUUCGCGGGCGAGGCAGCCCUGGGCCUGGGCAGCAUUGGCGGCGUCGCAAGGCACCAGGUUGGAGGGAGCGCGAGGGCCGGGCAGCCGAUCACCCUGCACCUGCGCCGGCCCAGAGCCCAGGUGAAGUCAGCGCUUAGGAUGCUCGAGGGCCGCACCAACAAGGAGGCGCAGGAGUUUGUCAAAAGACUCAAGGAGCUGGAGAAGUACAUGGAAGCGGAUCCCUGAGCCGCUGCGGCCAUUAGCCCAGACCCUCCCCAAGUCCCCGUGAUGUCCUGUCACUCUGUGGUCAGCUCUGUGCAGCCAGGGCUUGCGGAGGCCCCUCCCCUGCUUCAUGGUGUGUCCGCUGUGACUGGACUCUCCAGCUCCUAUUUGCCCUGGCCUUGUAGCAUGUGCUGUGAACCCUGUAUGCCCAGUAAGCCCCACCCCACUCUGGAUCUGGGAAGCUUGGGCAGGGCCUGGCCAGCAGCUGCCCUCCGCACCCCUAGCAGAGAGAACAGGGUUCUCAGUGGGGUGGCCUUGCCCCCCAGGUGGUCCCUGGGGACAUUUUUGGUGGUCAGUCACAAGCAGGAAGUGUUGAAGGUGGUGCUACUGGCACCAGUGGGUAGAGGCCAGGAAUGCUGCUUGACAUCCUGCAAUGAACUCUCCAACAAAGAAUAGUCCACCCUCAAAUAUCACCAGUGACACAGUGGAGGACUUUGUCCUAGAGGAAGAUCUACCUCUGUCUCCUGGGGGGUGGUGUGGGAGUGGGCUGGGAAAAGGCCUCACUAGGCAGAGAGGCAGGAAGGCCUGGAUUUCCAAACUGGACAACCCAAGCUUUGGAGAGAGAGGGUAAGCAUCUGCAGUGUCCUCAUACUCUCUGGCUACAGGGUUCUCCAUCCUAGAUGGCAUAUGGAGGAAGGUUUGCCCAAGAGCUGCACAGGUCCCCAGUCCCCACCUAGCUCAUAGGCCCAGGAGAGGGUCUCAGGAGGCUGGUGGGUCUGUGUAAGGGGCUCCGUGCCAACUGUCUAACUGUCCAACUUCUCCUUUCAUGUAUGCACGGGUACCCACACAAGUCCUACUCUCCAGCCCCAUCCCUUUUUUGGCAGGGUCUGCCUCACUAGAACCUGAGGGUCUGGUUGAACCCCCCCAGCCAAGUAGAAAGAAACAGAGGCUCACACUGGGGUGUCCUUGGCUUGCAGCUUCAUUGGGAGGGCUCUGAGGCAGGACCCAGAGCAAGGCUGUGUUAAAAGUGCUGGGAGAGAACCUGGGCAGGGUCCAGUCCUGCUGGCAGAUGCAGGGGGCCAAGGUUACCAGGCCUGUGUGGGUUCUCAUCAGUUCUGCUGCUGUGUCCAGAUCCCCUUGUCACUCUGCUCCAAAAAUAUAUGUCUGCAACUUUCA